Molecule: messenger RNA, 1176 nt
Organism: Portunus trituberculatus (swimming crab)
Lineage: Eukaryota; Metazoa; Arthropoda; Malacostraca; Decapoda; Portunidae
Exons: 3
Coding region: 1-693 (230 amino acids)
Molecular function (GO): acyltransferase activity, transferring groups other than amino-acyl groups
Source: RefSeq, a predicted model, not a curated record
AUGGAGCACAUUCCGUUUCUUUAUACUUUUGUGAAGAUCUCCGUUCUUAGAGACUUCAAUAUUCACCACAAGCUUUGGCUUUCCUCUCCUUUCACUGAUCAUCCUGGAUCCCCCAAAGCAGACGUGCCUCUGGCAUUUCACAAGUUCCCAGCUGGGCUAUCUGAAAUAGGUAUUAUGCUGAUAUUCCUUGAAAUGACUACUGCUUCCAUGUCAGGGAUCCACCUCUGUGUGCUGCUGCCUCCAGCAUACCACAUGUCCAAACUGAAGGAGGAUGAGGCAUCUGUGGUUUGGACAAACUGGGAAUCCAACUUCCUCAGCUCUGAGGACAAUGUUAGGCAUGAUAUCGUCCACUUCCCGUCCAUCGCUAUCCGAAAGCACAGCCUCACUGACAGUACAGGGUCACCACAGGAGGCGGCAAAAGAAACACUAGUGUCAUGGGUUCGCACAACCAAAAAUGGAUGGAUGGGCAACACUUACACACUGCCGCACUAUCGUCGCAGAGGCUUGGCAAGCACCGCUACCUUGGCCCUGGCCCGUCAGAUGCUGCAGGAGAGCAUCUUUGCAAUCGUUGCCAUUGAAAAUACCAAUACUGCUUCCAUAAAAUUCCAUGAGGGUCUUGGUUUCAAGAGGCAGUGUGCAAUUUGUAUGGUUGUGCUCGUACCAGCUGCAACCACAGACCAAGAUUAUUCAUAAUAAGAUGAUCUCAUAAAAUGAUCGUAACAUCAUUUAUCACCAAAGCCAUCAGUUGGCUGAAAUUACCAAUGUCUGUCCACUAAAAACCUGCCAUUUCCUGUAUCCUGAGAGUGAAUCUCACUUCACAAUGCACCUGCAUCUAAAUAACACAAUUUUUUACAGACUUUGAUGCAUUUGGCAUGAUUCUGACAGUGAUUUCCGUCGCAAAUGGUCGUAAAUAACUUAACAAAGAAGCUUCCUCUUCGAUCUCCUAAAAGAUUUAACAAUCUUCAACCUGCCGCUUUGCGAUGAGGACAUUUAAGCCAAAAUCUACCCUAACGGAAUAGCCUCCUAACGAGAAGUGGGCUUUCUCUCUCAUGCUCCUCACAAGUUCGCUAAAGGCUACAAUAAGCACACUUUGGCUUGGGUGAGCUUGGGAUUUCCAACGAAAAUUCAAUGAGUAAAAUCUCAAAAAUCAUAAGGCAAUAAAAAAUCUCUUCAUUA